CGGAGAUACUUAGCUAGCUAGGUAGCUAGGAUAGUUUGUAUUUGCUUCGCUGUGGCUGACGAGGGUCCGUAUUUUCUUAUUGAAAGAAAAAGGAAUAACAAAACCGACAGUAAUCAUAUUUAGCUCCACAAAGGAAUAUACUGUGAAAUUUCAGCAAAGAUUGUGGAGGAAGAGAAGGGACUAUUUAUAAUAUGACCAGCUCCUCCACACCCAGAAUGCACACAUACAAAAGGACCCCUAGCCCACGGUCAGAUCCUGGGGAUCUGUUCACACCUGCACAUGAAGAAAAUGUGCGCUUUAUACAUGAGACAUGGCUGUGUGUUCUAAAAGAUAUCAAAUCCCCACAAAGCAGUGAACGCGGACCACAGGAAUAUGUGGAGAAAAACCCGAACCCUAACCUUCAUUCCUUCACACCAGUUGACCUGAGUGACCUUAAGAAGGCUGGCACACAAGACUGCAGGAAGUCUUAGUGUCUUUCCCACCCUCACAUUGGUCCAGCAGCUUUUAACUGCCUACUCCACUUCUUUGGGACCUGUUCGGCUACUUCAGUCCAGAAAGCCUCUACCUUCUCUGUCGCAUAGAACUGUGCACUGGACAAACUGAUGGACACAUCGUUAAGACCCAUCAUAUGCACAAUUCCCUACACUUCCCAUUCUGUAUUCAUGACUCUUCUGUCCUGAGUCUGUGCAUCUCUUACUGACAGAUUUGGGUGGGCAAGAAGUCCUGGAGUCAAAUUUCAGGGAUUUUGUCUUCUCUUGGUCUUUGGGUUUUGUUAUCUGGAUGUUUAUUAUUAUUAUUAUUAUUACAAAAGAAAUGUAGUUGUCAUGUGGAUAUUGAGGUACAUACUCUGAAACUCUCAAUACUCAACAGGCUGUGUUGUUUUAACCGUAUACUCCAUUUUCCAUGUCACAUUUGAGGGGGGUGAUGAAACCCUUAUGUGGGGGUGGGAUAUUUGAUAAAUUGAUGAAAUAUUGGAAAUUUAGGAGUUUGGCAAGCCAAAUGUUUUUAACAGAGAUACCAUAUAUUUUUUUUAAAGAAAAUAUUAAAUUACUUCAAAGUUUGAGUACUUUUUUGCAUCCUAAAUUUCAACCCUUGAAAUAAAAGCAACUUUUAUGGUAUCUCAA
This is a messenger RNA of Electrophorus electricus (electric eel), 1124 nucleotides long. RefSeq names its product MAPK regulated corepressor interacting protein 1 (gene mcrip1). Lineage: Eukaryota; Metazoa; Chordata; Actinopteri; Gymnotiformes; Gymnotidae. The record is from RefSeq and is a predicted model, not a curated record.